AUGCACGACAUGACUUUGCCGGUGUGGUGGCAGACAUACAUGCCUGGUGGCCAAAGGUGCGAACUGGAGGGAUCUUUGCCGGUUGGCCAUGACUUCGUGGACGGAGAGUUUCCAGAAGGCGAUUUCUUCUGGCUUGCGGCCUUGCAAGCGGUCUUGCCUGGCGUCGAUGGUUCGACUUUCAUCGUGCGCGAGGUCAACCGCUACCCUUCCUUCUUCAUCCUGAAGUCAGAAGCCAUCAGCGGCUUGCAACCCUUGCAAGUUCCCACCGAGAGCAAAGUGCUUGAGCUCUAUGCCAACAGGAGCAAGUACUUCAAGCUGUGGAUGGAGCACAAGUCAAAGAGUCCGAACUCAAAGAAGUUUGAAGCUGCUUGCAAUGCUGCAUGCAGUCGGGAUUGCUCCGAGCGGGUGGCGCAGUUCACUCCCACGAGAACCUCAGCUUCCACUCUACGACCCUUCGCUUGUGGACAGGGGCAGGAUACGUGUGCAGCUGAAGUGGCGGUGGAUGUCACUGCGUACAAGCAAGUGUGUCUGGAGCGAUGCGCGGUCACGUGCCAGCAAAGACUGGAGCUCUUCGCAGCUCACGGAGAUCAAAUCCAAGCUGCUGCCAGUGUUCCUGGCCUCAAGGCUGAGGACGCUGUGACAGCAGCUUUAGCUGGCAUUCCUCAUUCAGUGGUGAGCCGGGAUGAGAGCCAGAGGGUGGUAGAGGCCUACGUUUCUGCCACGUGGGGCGAGGAAAAGAGCCUGUCUGACGAAGACAACGUCGCCUUCGAUGGGGUGAUGAUUUCGACAUCGCCCCAACAUGCGAGCAUACAGUAUUGCUUAGGUGUCCUGUGGGGAUACGCGGUCAGAGGCCUGGUUAAACGGCUGGCCCUUGAUCGCACCUUGGGCACUGUCCCGGAGGCGCUGGCGACACAGAAGCAGCAGCUGGAGCGCGCUUUGGCCAUCGGGGAUCCGGAUCCCAGCCCCACCGACAGCUCUCCACCAGGCAGGUCGACCUUCCUUCAGUACGCCAGCGACUUCUUCUCGCACAGCGACUGGGCAGCUCUGUGCCAGCCUGUGAGUGGUGCCGUGCACGUGAUCGAGGCGGAGCUCCAGGAGGCCAUGCACGCCAUGGCCAUCCUCGCAAGCCUGGAGUCGCAAGACUUUGACGAAGACUUCGAGGUCGUCUCGGGGUCCAACGAGGACUUUGAGAAUGAUUUUCGAAUCGAUGCAGUGUUGCUGGAUCAGGCAGAGUGGAAGGGCUUCCAACACAGGGCGAUCGUCUAUGGCUGCCUACUAGCAGAUGCAGAGGGCAUCUUGGACACUCACGUUGGGCCGCUGCCGCGAAGUCGACGCUCUUGGGUCAAGACCCUCGUCCAGACCAACGCCCUAUCCGAUGUGCGACCAGAUCAAAGUCGACGGGUCGCUGCUGGCAUCUUGGCGCCGAUCCAACGUGUCGCCAAAGUCCUUCGUGAGCGAGUGCUUACCACGAAGCUCAGGGAAGCGCGCCGGAGCCUCACCGAACUCUUGGAAGCCAGUGCGGCCUCAGCCGCGGCAGCCUCCAUAGCCGCCGCCGCUGCUGAUCAGGAACCCAAUAAAGAAGAAGCCGACCCCGAGCUCGAUCACUCUUGA
Molecule: messenger RNA, 1611 nt
Organism: Symbiodinium sp. CCMP2592
Lineage: Eukaryota; Dinophyceae; Suessiales; Symbiodiniaceae
Source: the annotation of a GenBank genome assembly